Messenger RNA from Paraglomus occultum, 330 nucleotides. The record is from the annotation of a GenBank genome assembly. Lineage: Eukaryota; Fungi; Glomeromycota; Glomeromycetes; Paraglomerales; Paraglomeraceae.
AUGCCGUUAAUCCAUGAACAUGAAUCAUACAUUCCACAGAAUCGUCAAUCGCGUCUGCAACGCUCACGCGGAAGUCCACAUUAUAACCACGAAGUGCGUUCCAGUCACCUGUUUCAUCUGGACAGACGACACGAAGAAGCAGUGGAGCUACAUGUGACUACAUAUACAACGUCGGAUGCUAUUGGUGUGAGUGAAGCGAGAUCAUUUGGUGAUGGUAAAGACGGGAAUGAAAACGACUAUCUAACUGUUGCAAGUCCUAUAUUGGACAAUAAGUCGAUAGGAUACCUGUCUGAUGAAAUGGGUCACAAGUUAUUGACAAGUAAUGAUUGA